ACCGUCAGUUGCGCGGUGGUCGCCGUACCGAGUGUCACGGUUCUAGGUACAAUAAAUUCGUGGCUAGUCUGUCCUAUCCCCUUGCUCUUUUCAUUCGUACAGAACUCGCGCGGACUUGUCCCGUUUCGGCCGGUAACAGUGGAAAUUCAGUGAGAGCGAGAUAUCGACCGUAAUCUCGAACGAAGUGUCGAUUAUAUCGGAAAUGCGAAUCGAUGAUACACGGUAAUGGGACAUUCGUCGGUAAAGUUACGGAGCUGCUGGUGUGUUUGACGAAACGCGAGGCACAGUGUCGCGUGUGAGAACUUGUCGAGCAGAAGCACGAGCAUCUCGUCACGUUUUGGAAACGACGUUUGAUUCGUGCCCCGGUGAGUCAGAUCGUGAACAAUUAGCAUUUCGAUAGGCAGGGGUUGGAAACGAACGUUCGCACGGGAUGCGCGGACUGAAACCACCGAGCAUCCCGACGCGUGCGUAAUUAUCCGGAGAUUUGUCUCGUCGUUGGUACAUCGUCGAGGACUUUCCCAGUCAAGCGAGUCGAGUGUCUCGCAAGUCGAAACGUGUAGUAGCGCUCGCGGGGCAGGUUGACGAAGGGUACUCGCGCGCGCGCUGGAUCGAACGAUUUGCGAGUGAAGUGUGAUUCUUUUAAAGUGUAAGCACCGCUACUUGGGUGCACUUACAGUGAAAUGCGAUAACACCGGCACCGGCACCGGCACGGGUGCUCUCUCGCAAUCGUUCACAGAGCGAAGUGCCAUUCGGAUGACAGGUCGACUGGCAGUGAACUUCACCCCCUUGAAUUCCCAUUAACGAAACUCGGGGAAACUCGUUGGGAUAGUUGAAACGAUCUGACGACAUUCGAGGUGAGGCCGAGGUGAGUUGGACCGGUAUCGAUUGCCGGAAGGGGGCACACACAUGCCAGUCACUCGGAGUAAAUAUUGGAGGGCGUACACGAGCGACGACAACGUGCGUUAAUAACGGGGCAUCUGGAAAUUGAACGGGGAGCGGCGUGUGAUGACCGGAAGUGGACGGAGAAGCGGAAACAAGGGAAGGCAACGAGUUCGCUAAAGAUGCGUGGGCUCGUCGGUCGGAAAGGGUUCGGGAGAUCGGUGUCGCUGUCAUUCCUCUGCUGUUACUAUCUUCUCGUUCCGGUGUACCACGUGCUCGCGGUGACCAGCGAGCUACCGCCGAGACUCGAUUUACCGGAGCAUUGUUCGUGGGACUCGCGGCAGGAUGGCGCGCUCACUUGCAUCCACCGUUACGCCGGCAACGAUUCCCUCAGGACGAACUUUUCACAAGCGACCAGCGAGUACGUGACCUCGAUCAACGUCGUUUGCGAUGACUCGGAAUCGAUGGAAAAUGGCAUAUUGAACGUGGACGGAUUCGUUCAGUUAUGGAGAUUGCGGUCGUUAAGGUUGACCGGAUGCAAGCUGGUCCAUUGGCCGGCGAAAGUUCUGAGCGGUCUACGGGAUCUACGUAAUCUGACGAUCAGGAGCUUGAACGGACGAAAGAGCAAGUACAGCUUGGAGCUGGAGAGCGGGGCGUUCGACUCGGUGCCGCAGAUCGAGAAGAUUGAUUUAUCGUGGAACAAUAUCUGGCAGAUACCGGAACACUUGUUCUGUCCGUUGUCCAACCUCCUAUCGUUGAACGUCUCGUGGAACAUGCUGAAGGAUAUCGCCGAGCUGGGAUUCAGGGACAUCGCGGAGAAACAUCCAAGACGUCAGCAGGAAUCGACCCCGUCGCCGUUCCCCUGUUCCCUGGACGUGCAAUCGUUGGACGUGUCGAGUAAUCAAAUCUCUGUCCUGCCCGCUUACGGAUUUUCGUCAUUGAAGAGGCUUCGCGUCUUGAACUUGUCGAGCAACGCGAUCUCCAGGGUAGCAGACGAGGCGCUUCACGGGCUCAGAUCUCUCGAGACGUUCGACCUGUCUGGCAACAGAAUCGUCGCGUUGCCGACGGAAAUGUUUCGAGACGCGGCCAAGUCGCUGAAGGAACUGCGACUCCAGAACAAUUCCAUCGGCGUGCUGUCACCGGGUCUGGUCGCGGACAUGAAUCAGCUGGUCGCCUUGGAUCUAUCGAGGAACGCGUUGACCAGUUCCUGGUUGAACGCCGCCACGUUUUCCGGUUUGAUUCGUCUGGUUCUCUUGAAUCUGUCCCAUAACCGAAUCAGUCGACUGGAUCCAGCCCUGUUCAAAGAUCUUUACACUCUUCAGAUAUUAAAUUUGCAAUAUAACGAAAUCGAGACGAUACCAGCGGACACGUUCGCGCCCAUGAGUAAUUUGCACACGCUAGAUCUAGCGUACAAUCGAUUAACUUACCUGGACGCUUAUUCCCUGAACGGGCUGUUCGCACUUUCUCUGCUGUCGCUCGAUUCUAAUCAGCUCGAAGGUAUUCAUCCGGAUGCCUUUCGAAAUUGUUCCAGUAUGCAGGACCUGAAUCUGUCCGGGAACAGCUUGGACAGCAUACCGGUCGCAUUGAAGGACAUGAGAAUGCUGCGUACGCUGGACCUUGGCGAAAAUCAGAUCAGAAGCCUGAACAGACCCGGUUUCCGUGGAAUGUCCAGUCUCUAUGGGUUACGAAUGAUCGGGAACGAGAUCACGAACGUCACCACGGAGGAUUUCGCCGAGCUUCCCGCACUUCAGAUAUUGAACUUGGCGCGGAACAGGAUCGAGAUGGUGGAGGACGGUGUGUUUUCCGCGAAUCCAGCGUUACAGGCGAUUCGUUUGGACUCGAAUUUGUUGCAGGACAUGUCCGGUAUGUUCGCGAGCGCGCCUGGCCUCCUCUGGCUGAAUAUGUCCGACAACAUGAUCGUGCAGUUCGAUUAUGGUUACCUGCCGGAGAAAUUACAGUGGAUGGAUCUGCAUAAAAAUCUUAUUAUGGAUCUCGGCUUCGCGCCACAGGGCAUGAGAUUACAGACGCUCGACGUGUCGUUCAACCGGCUAACGAGGAUACAUUCGAGGUCGAUACCAGAUUCCAUCGAGCUUCUGUUCGUUAACGACAAUUUGAUACAGACGGUCGAGCCUCAGACGUUUUUCGACAAGAUCAAUCUGACCAGGGUCGAUCUCUACGCGAACCAGAUCGUCAAGAUGAAUCUGUCGGCGUUUCAAUUGACGCAGGUGCCGGCCUAUCGGCAAUUACCAGAGUUCUACAUCGGCGGUAAUCCCUUCAUAUGCGACUGCACGACCGAAUGGUUGCAAAGAAUCAACUCGUUGUCGCUGAGGCAACAUCCGAGGGUAAUGGAUUUGGAGUCGGUGUAUUGCAGACUUCCGUACGACCGUCACAAGUCGUUCAUACCGUUGCUCGAGGCAAAGCCGUCUCAAUUCCUCUGCACGUACAAGGCGCACUGCUUCGCGCUGUGUCAUUGCUGCGAUUUCGACGCCUGCGACUGCGAGAUGACCUGCCCGAUCAACUGCACUUGCUACCACGAUCAAUCCUGGUCGGCGAACGUGGUGGAUUGUUCCAACUCCGGUUACAAAAUCCUGCCCGGCCGAUUACCGAUGGACGCCACCGAGGUUUACCUCGAUGGAAACAAUUUCGGGGAAUUGAAUUCCCAUUCGUUCAUCGGCCGGAAGAACCUGCAGAUCCUGUACGCGAACGAUAGCAACAUCAUCGCUAUACGCAAUCACACUUUCAGCGGUUUGAAGCGUUUGCUGGUCCUUCAUCUGGAGAACAACAAGAUAAGCGUGCUCAACGGCGUGGAACUGAUGCCUUUGGAGAACCUGAAGGAACUCUACCUACAGAACAAUCUAUUGACGUAUAUAGAUAACGGAACGUUCCUUCCGCUACGUCAGCUGGAAGUGUUACGAUUGGAAAACAAUCGACUCGGCACUUUCGCCGUUUGGCAGCUCGGCCAGAAUCCAUAUCUGGUCGACAUCGGCUUGUCUAGCAAUCCAUGGAGUUGCGAGUGCUCGUUCCUGGACCGGAUGCGCGAAUGGAUGUCCCGUAACAGAGCGAAGAUAAGCGACUGGAAGAGCGUCACCUGUUCCCUCGGUAUGCCUAUUACUCUUCCGGCGAACGGAUCGGUCAUAAAUUGCGCGGCAUUAACCGGAACGACCUCGGUCAUCGAGACUCGACCGCUCGAGGCUUAUCUGCCGCUACUACUUGCCACCGCGGUGCUGAUUUUUGCCAUGGUGGCACUGGUGUGCGGCGCGUUCAGGCAUCGUCGCACGCUGAGGACGUGGGCCGCCAGCAGGUGCGGCCUGAGAGCGUGUUACAAGACAGCGGCAUUCGAGGAUCAAGAGAAACCUUUCGACGCGUACAUCUCCUACUCCGCGGUGGACGAGGCGUUCGUUUCAACGAUCCUGGUACCUGGCCUGGAAACGUCGUACCGGCUGUGCUUGCACUACCGCGAUCUAAGCGCCGGUAGCAACGUGGCCGACGCAGUAGCGGAAGCGGCCGACUCUUCGAGGCGGACCAUUCUAGUAUUGUCGAAGAACUUUCUGCACGGCGAGUGGGCCAGGUUCGAGUUUAAAGCGGCACUGAGGGACGCUCUGAAAGGGAAGGGCCGCUCGGUGAUCCUGCUGCUGGUAGGCGGUGUGUGUCCACGAGAUCUCGACGCCGAUCUCAAAAAGAGGAUCUCGUCGCACACCGUGCUGGUGUGGGGGGACAAGUUGUUUUGGCAGAAGCUAAGGUUCGCCAUGCCAGACGUGUCCCCCGUUCCUGUUUUGGAGAGACCCCUGCCAUUGCCGCCGCCGCCACCGCCCCCGGUGCAGCAUCAAUGGACGUAGAACUGCCAUUAUUUAGCUACGGCCAGGAGGUGGUUACAGGGAAAAGAGAAAGAAAGAGAAAAUGAAAGAGAGAAAGAGGGAGGGGAAAAGUGAGGGAGGGCGCAUAAAGCGCGCGGAUAAAAAUUGCCGGCGCGAGAUCGCCGGUGAAAAAUGCUUUUUUCGCCGUCGAUCGGUACCCCUCGCCAUCGAAAUACGUGUCCCGCCUUCUAAUUGCGCGUAGUCGCCGUCCCCGGGGAACAAAAGUUUACCAGGAUCCGAACGGGCCCCGUCGAACGGAAAAGGAAAGGAGAACGCUCGGCGGUUGUCUUGUCGAGGCGUCCGCCCAUCGGAACAGGUAGAAAUCUAUGAUCGCGUGUACCUGUUCGUCGCCCUUUACAUUUGUACCUGACAACGGCUGGACCGAAUCUGGAAGACAAAUGGGAUUACCAGUAUUCUGGCCUUGCCUCUUUCCCCUGGCCCAGAAGGGACGUUAGAAAUUAAAAGAGGAUUUGUACCGGUGGUUGCUUUCGGUGGUUUUUCUCUUUUUCUAUCUACGCGCCCUUUCUUCUGCGAAGAUGGGUGGUCGUUCCAGUACCGAUUUUCGAAACGACGCGACAAUGACGAUAAUGUAUCGCGCUUCGUCACGUCGCGCGGCUCUGCCUUUUUGUAAAUUGUAAAUAAUCGAAGGAUCUACCUCUACCGCAGAGGAUAAUCUGUAUCUAAUCUAACAAUAAGAAGAUGUCGGACAGACAGCGAAACGAAUUGAGUUGAAGACUGUAAAAAUGGAAUAAACGAAGAAUUUGAUGAA
Messenger RNA from Frieseomelitta varia, 5502 nucleotides. RefSeq names its product toll-like receptor 6 (gene Toll-6). The record is from RefSeq and is a predicted model, not a curated record. Gene Ontology annotation, molecular function: protein binding. Gene Ontology annotation, biological process: signal transduction. NCBI's taxonomy places the organism in Eukaryota, Metazoa, Arthropoda, Insecta, Hymenoptera, Apidae. The coding region runs from base 1062 to 4715 and encodes 1217 amino acids. The transcript has 2 exons.